CCGGCUCAUAAAGCCAAUCGCAUCUCCUCGAGCUUCUAAAGCCUCGUUGAGCUAUCGCCGCAACGGAGGAGCCGGAGAAGAGGCGCGGCGAUGGCGGAGGUUGCGAGCUCGGUGGUGCACGAGGUGCUAGCUCGUCGGAUGGUGGAGGUUGAUAAGCCCAUCAUCGAAUUACAUUAUCAACGUUCCUAGCUGACGAGGACUUCGACUUCGGCGUCGAUGGCGAUGGUGCUUUCGAGGCCGUCGAUGACCUCCUCGUUGAUUCCGGCUGUGUCGAGGACUAGGAACAAGGCCAAUUGCAACAAAUUUGAAUUCUCCACCCCUGAUGAGCAACCUAGUCUGCCCAUCAUAAGUUUCAGUGAUGCAUCAUUCGGUUAUCCGGGGGAGCCUACCUUGUUUAAGAAUUUGAAUUUUGGAAUAGAUCUAGACAGUCGACAGUUGAAUAUCGACUCCCCUGUCAAAGAGAGCUAAAGCUAGCUCAGUGAAGGUUAAUCUUUAUGUGAUCCCAUCAAGGUGAUAUAGGAGAUCUUGGAGAGUG
Molecule: messenger RNA, 535 nt
Organism: Dioscorea cayenensis subsp. rotundata (Guinea yam)
Lineage: Eukaryota; Viridiplantae; Streptophyta; Magnoliopsida; Dioscoreales; Dioscoreaceae
Product: ABC transporter F family member 3-like
Exons: 4
Coding region: 217-468 (83 amino acids)
Source: RefSeq, a predicted model, not a curated record